This is a messenger RNA of Scatophagus argus, 2144 nucleotides long. RefSeq names its product dynein 2 intermediate chain 2 (gene dync2i2). The transcript has 9 exons. Lineage: Eukaryota; Metazoa; Chordata; Actinopteri; Scatophagidae. Bases 493 to 2007 code for a protein of 504 amino acids. Gene Ontology annotation, cellular component: cytoplasmic dynein complex; ciliary plasm. The record is from RefSeq and is a predicted model, not a curated record. Gene Ontology annotation, molecular function: dynein heavy chain binding; dynein light chain binding. Gene Ontology annotation, biological process: intraciliary transport.
GUUAAGAACACCCACGUACGCCAAUCAGAGGCAGAGUAGGGUGGCUCAUUUCUUUGCUAUCUUAGGAAAAGAAACAUCCCUUAAAGGAAAUAGCCUACAGAUGCGUACACAAUAUAUUUCACUGUUAUUAUUGCAGUAUACCACAAAGUAAAACAUCAUGGAAAAAGAUAAUCAUGUGAUUGUUAACUUUGCUUGUUGUGUUUAAUUCUAAUGAUAAUACAUCAACGGGUCCACAUCAAAAUACUACUGAAUGAAUAGCUAGUACGUUUAUUUUGGAAAACAGCGGAAGUGCCUAAGGACAUUUUCUCCGUUACCAAGGUAACGCUAGCUUAAUGGCAACAGAUGCUAGCUGGUACAGCAGCUAGCUAUGUGAAAAGCGUCAAGCUAGCUAGCUACCAUUCUGUCAGAAGGCACUUUACGUUAAUUACAAUAGUUUUACUUACUUAUUUAAAUUUUCUUUAGCUCGAGUAAACCACCUCUAUUAAUGUUAGCAUGUUUAGUGACGAAACCCUGGACUCAGUGAGUAUCCAGUCUCUGUGGAGGAAAUCUCAGCAGUCGGUGCAGGAGUCGAAAAGCUGUCAGACCAAAGCGGUGCACAGAGCUGAGGCAGAGGUGCAGACCGUGUUGGCUGCCAUCAGCGGUACCCAGACGGAGCCACAGAGCCCAGCCACGGAGCAGCUCUUGCAGCAAAGCCACAGCGAGCCGGAGCCACCUGGCUUGAAGGACUUCCUGCAGAGGGUUGAGGACACGGUCAUCAGACAGCUGGUCAGAAAUGCCAGGAGUCAUGCCUUUGAUGGGUUCCAGGUGAACUGGGAAGACCACAGUAAUCUGGUUUCAUGCCUCCAUUGUUUUCAACAUCCCAGCGCUCUAGAGCGAGGUCUUCAUGUAACUGCUGUGUCCUGGAGUUGUACAGGCUCAGUUAUUGCCUGUGCCUAUGGUCGGAUCGACGGUGGAGACUGGAGCACUGAGAGGUCAUAUGUUUGUACGUGGAACCUGAACCGUCGAGGCCUGAACCCCAAACAGGCUGAUCUGAUCAUAGAUGUUCCCACUGCAGUCACCGCUCUGUGCUGUCACCCCAGCCAGCCGGCCCUCAUCGCAGGUGGUCUGUACAGUGGAGAGGUGGUGGUCUGGGACAGCAGUCGGACACAGGACCCUAUGCUGGUUCAAACAGGGAUGUCAGCAGACAGUCACAGAGAGCCUGUUUAUCGGGUUGUCUGGGUGCCCCUGCGUAAAAAAGGAGAAUUUGGGGUGCUGAGUGCCUGUUCAGGAGGAAGGGUGCUGAUGUGGACGGUGGACUCGGACCAGGACAGGCUUGUCCUGAAUGCUGCCUACGCCUUGGUACGACAGCAGGUUCCCCACAGUGGCAGUAGCUUCAAGGCCCGAGGCAGCAGCACUGUGGGAGUCACCUCCCUGGCUCUGUCUCCCUGGGACUCCGACACCUUCUUGGUGGGCUCUGAGGGCGGCCUACUGCUCAGAUGCUCCUUCUCUUCUAAGAUGCCAGCUGCAGCGCCCUCUGAAGGCCAGAGCGUAACGCCGAGAGCCCCGGCGGUCUUUUCUUUCAGGCAUCGCAGCGGCCCUGUCCACUCCAUACACUGCUCCCCCUUCCACAGGAACUUGUUUGUGACUGCAGGCACAGAUGGUCUGGCCCACCUGCACUCCCUGCUGCAGGCCAACCCACUGCUCUCUCUCAGGGUUUCAGACUCCUACGUGUUUCAGGUGCAGUGGUCUCCAACCAGACCGCUGGUAUUUGCUGCAGCCACUGGACAAGGUGAGGUGCAGAUCUUCGACCUGGGUCGCAGGUCCCUGAAGCCAGCAGCCACCAUCGAGCAGGGAGCUGCGGGCCAAGCUGCAACUUGCUUGGCCUUCAACUGUCAGAACCCUCACCUCUUGGCAGUGGGAAAGACAGACGGGACGGUCAACGUUUGGCAGCUGAGCACGGAUUUGACUGAGCAGAACCCCAGAGAAAGCAGCCAGCUGGAACAGAUAGCCAAUCAGGUGGCAGGAUGAGACAUAUUCGCCCAAGACAACUUUAUAUGUCUGAUUUAUGUGAACUGUGUUGUCAAAUAUUUCAAUCUCAAAGACUUUACAAGACUUUAAUUAAAUCGAGGAAAUAAAAUAAAAACAGUAGAGGUUUCCAGUUCUAA